AUGAUAAAAAAAUUAUUAUUUAAUAGAAAGUCGAUUUCUUUAUUAACAAAUCAAUAUUUAAAAAACACAAAUUACUAUUGUUUCAAUAAUAACAAUUUUAAUAGAAAAAACCAGUUAUAUAAGACUCAGUUUUGUGAAAAUAGAUUUUUUACAACAAAUAAUAUUAAUAACAACAAUAAAAACAGUGAAAACAAUGAUAAUAUCAAUAAAGCAAAGAGCAAUAGUUUAGAUAGCGAAUAUCAUAUCAAUAGUAAAGAUUUAACCGAGGCCAAUCUUAUUAAUAAUAUCAAAGAGAUUAAUCAAGUUGCAGUUUUAUCUAAAGAUGGUAUACCAAAGCAUUUUGAAGAGUAUAAAGAUUUACUUUAUAAAUGCGACCCAAAUGAAUUGGAUUUCACUCAACGUUUAUUAGCAUCUAGUUUUCUAUGGCAAUAUUUGGGUAAAUGUAAUUUAACUCCAAAGACUUUAAAUAAAGAUGAUUUAGAAAAAAUUUGGAACUUUUUGGAUAUGGACACAAGCAAUUUUGAUAAAGAAAGAAAAGAACAUAUCGAACUUCAACAACUUAUAAUUUGUUUCCAUAGUAGAUCUUUAAUUCCAAAAAUCAGUAAUCUAAUGAAAGAUAUUAGCAAAAGAGAAACCAUAUCCGAAAGAAUGGCUUUACAAUGUUUUUUAUUAGCCCCACAUCUCUCAUUAUGGGAUGAUAUGAUCAAAUAUGCACAAAAAGUAAAUGAUAAAAGCUUGGCACUAUUGAAUGUUUACCCAUAUUCUCCAAAAGAUGAUUUUUCAUACCCAGCAAUAUUAGAAAUACUCAAAAAACAAAUAGAAACUGGCAGAGAAUCAAAGAAAGUCAAUUCAACUGACCCAUUUAUUGAUUAUACAGAAUAUAGCGUUCAUUCUUUCGGCUUUAAAAAUCCAAAUUUAAUUUCUUCAGCAAUUGAAGAUGAAAACAAAUUUCAACAAUUCAAAGAGGAAUAUAUAAAGGAAAUGGACUUUUUAAAAACAAAAAUUUCAGAUAAAGAUGGUUAUAUUUUAUCAAGUUUAGGCGAAACUAAAUAUUUAACAAUGUUGGGUGGUGCUGUAAAACUAUACAUGGAUAUAACUAAUGCUCCUCAAUUAGUUUGCAGUGGUAUAUUCAAUAAAGAAAGGGACGAAAUUUACUUGUAUGGUAAUAUAUUUUUCGAAAAUGAAAAUAAUGAUUUAGCAGAAGUCCAAAGCGAAUAUAAUUUACAAAUUACAAGACCCAACGAUAAUGAUGAUGUAUUAACAUUACUUGGUACACAUACCCAAACCCAAAGAAUCAUCAAUACCAAAGAAGCUUUAAUAUAUACUAUGGAUGUAAAAAUUAAUUUAAUCAAAGAUAAAUAA
Messenger RNA from Dictyostelium purpureum, 1362 nucleotides. RefSeq lists its product as uncharacterized. Bases 1 to 1362 code for a protein of 453 amino acids. The transcript has 4 exons. Lineage: Eukaryota; Evosea; Eumycetozoa; Dictyosteliales; Dictyosteliaceae. The record is from RefSeq and is a predicted model, not a curated record.